Molecule: messenger RNA, 2087 nt
Organism: Camarhynchus parvulus
Lineage: Eukaryota; Metazoa; Chordata; Aves; Passeriformes; Thraupidae
Gene: HTR2B
Product: 5-hydroxytryptamine receptor 2B
Exons: 4
Coding region: 454-1845 (463 amino acids)
Biological process (GO): heart development; vasoconstriction; chemical synaptic transmission
Cellular component (GO): dendrite; plasma membrane
Molecular function (GO): neurotransmitter receptor activity; G protein-coupled serotonin receptor activity
Source: RefSeq, a predicted model, not a curated record
AUGAACAACUUGUUUUCCAGAAAGUAGUGAAAAAUCUCAACUUCCACCAUAUGAUGAAAAAGAAAAUUAUAAAGGAUCUUCCUGGAUGCAAAGUGAACUCUACUAAAAUGCAAGAGAAAGAGCUACUGAUUUUUUCCUUUUAGUCUUCUGAAAUCUGAACAUUGCUAUAAAGGGGAGACCAGACCCCUGAACCUCACCGACCAGAGAUGGACACAAGACAGGACUUGCAUUUUUAAAACUCUUUUGCGCCCAGCAAGGCACAGAAUAAAAGAAGUGGAUACCAGCUUGGACAUGGUUACAGUACCUCGAAAUAGCAGAUGACCAGUUCACUAUACUGACCAUGCUGGCCUAUCUUCAGGACCAUCCUGGACCAGAGAGGAACAGAGAACUCUUACAUCGUACGCAACUCCUGCGCAAAAGACAGCCCCUGAAGACAUUCCUCUGCACACAAAAAUGUCCCAUCCUUUACACUCCUUGAACGGACCUGGAGCUGGCAAUGGAUCUCUGUCGCCUCUCUCAGUAACAGGAGCACCCAAGCAGGACUACCAAAGUGAGGAACAAGGAAACAAAGUGCACUGGGCAGCACUGCUGAUCCUCCUGCUGAUAAUCCCCACCAUCGGGGGGAACAUACUUGUCAUUCUGGCGGUGUCCCUGGAGAAGAAGUUGCAAUAUGCUACCAACUACUUUCUGACGUCCUUGGCGGUGGCAGAUUUGCUCGUGGGUCUGUUUGUGAUGCCAAUUGCCCUUCUCAUGAUAUUAUUUGACAAUACCUGGCCUUUACCAACUGCCUUGUGUCCUAUCUGGCUGUUCCUUGAUGUCCUCUUUUCCACAGCUUCCAUCAUGCACCUCUGUGCCAUCUCCCUGGACCGCUACAUUGCCAUAAAAAAGCCAAUCCAGGCCAGCCAGUACAAUUCAUGGGCUACAACAAUCAUCAAAAUCAUCGUGGUUUGGCUCAUUUCAAUAGGCAUUGCAAUUCCAGUCCCUAUCAGAGGCAUUGAGGAUGGAAAUGGCACCUCUACAAACAUCACGUGUUUCCUGACGCCUGAUCGUUUUCAUUACUUCAUUCUGUACGGAUCAGUGGCUUCCUUCUUCAUUCCCCUCGCUAUCAUGAUCGUCACUUAUUUACUGACAAUCCAAGUGCUGCGCAAAAAGGCCUAUUUGAUCAACAAGCCGCCUCAGCGCUUCACCUGGUCAACAGUGUCCACAGUUUUUCAGCGUGACACAACACCUGCCUCCUCACCAGAAAAGGUGGCCAUGCUAAAUGGCUCCAGAAAGGACCAGACUUUGUCCAGUGACAUGCCUAUCGGCAGGACAUCCACCAUUGGGAGGAAGUCCAUGCAAACGAUAACCAAUGAACAAAGGGCGUCAAAAGUUCUGGGGAUUGUGUUUUUUCUUUUCUUGCUGAUGUGGUGCCCAUUCUUCAUAACAAACAUCAGCUCAGUUCUGUGCAACUCCUGCAACAAGGAGGUUUUUCAAAAGCUUUUGGAGAUAUUUGUUUGGAUAGGGUAUGUAUCCUCAGGAGUGAACCCUCUUGUAUAUACACUCUUCAACAAAACAUUUAGGGAGGCUUUCAGCAGAUACAUCACUUGCAACUAUCGGACCACAAAGCCUAUCAAGGCCCUUCGGCAGCGCUCCAGCAGGAUCUCUUUCAGAAACUCUGUAGCAGAAAAUUCCAAGCUCUUUGUCAUGAAUGGGAUGAGAAAUGGGAUUAACCCCAUUAUGUACCAGAGCCCAAUGAGGCUGAGGAGCUCACCCAUCCAAGCAUCAUCGGCCAUUUCGCUGGAUACGUUGCUGCUCACCAAGAAUGAGGUUGAUAAAACAGAAGAACAAGUCAGCUAUGUAUAGUGGAAUGGCAGCCAUGCCCCUACAGCAUUACUGUAUGUAUUAUUCUAGAUAACUGCACUGUAAGAGGGUAUAAAUACUAUUGUUUUCUGUUAUUUAUGCAAGCAAUAUCUUACAAAUUUAUAUUAAUUCCUCUCCUUCAAAGUCUCCUCUACUUUAACCCCAACCCCAUGGUGGCAACCACAACUUCAUUCCAUGACAAAUGACUCAUGCAGAACUGUAGCCUAAGGAAGAGGGAAAUAAAU